GGGAGGUUGUGAUUUUGGAAGCAUAGGCUCAAUAACAGUGAAGCUAUUUAAAUGUAUCUUCAUUUUCGGUUUUGCACUUUGUAGCGGUCAGACGCUCGACUGAAUGCUCAAAGGGAUGCAUUUUAUUUAUCCACAGAAUAUGUACACGGUGCUUUUGGAUAAAAACCGGGUUAGCUUGUUGUACCGGUUAGAUAAGGCAAAACGCGAUUCUGCCAAUUCCUGUCUGACAGCAACAAAGUGACGUAUAGCCUACUAGACAUUCUCGCAAAUGGCCGUGCUGAGCUUCACUGCCCGAGGCGAUCUGUUUGCAUGGAAACAUUGGAUGCAGUGUGUCUCUUCCAUAGACAGUAAAAGAUAGGUCUCUUCAUCAGUAGCGGCAGCCGGGAUCAUCAACAGAAGCAUCGCCACGAGGGUAUCACAGGACAUACGAGGACGACCCGUUUUCUCGAGUAAGGCAAGCCUUCGGUCACUGUGUGGAACUGUCUGCCUGAGAGGACGGCGUAAAUAGGACAGAUCCCCUGGCAUCUAUGGUAUACUGCAGAGUGUACUACGCCACUACCAAUCAACAUGACAACAGAGUGGAGUUGGAAUUAAACAGGCACGUUAAGUGACAAGGAAAGGUUGGUAUAUUGUGGAUGCUGCUUGUCAAGUCACUGGUAGAGGAUCAAUGGUUGGUCGGGGAUUAUGGGGCUGCAAAAAUCGUUUGGGCAAACGCAGUGGGAGGUUUGGAGUGGCGCCUGCUGUCUGUGGUGGCAUCAUGGGCACCUUCCUCCUGGUACUACUUUUCAUUGACUCCAUUGAACUGUGGGCAACGUCACUGGGGAUGACCGGGCAUGUUAAAGAACCUACCCAGGGCGGGCUUCUACCUCAGAGUAUGCCACCCACACGGCCGGAGGAGUACCUGCUGAUGCCCAGCCCCCUGGUAUGCCAGCGUGCCAAGCCUUAUCUCAUCACCAUGGUGACAACAGCCCCAGCCAAUCAGAGGGCACGACAGGCCAUCCGGGACACGUGGGGAGGGGAGGUGGAGGUCCGUGGUAAGCGGGUACUAACCCUCUUCAUGGUUGGCAUGCCCGCUGACCCCACCAUGGGCAAACUGCUUGUAGUGGAAGCACGAGAGAAUGGUGACCUGGUCCAGGGCCGCUUCCAGGACUCCUACGGCAAUCUGACCCUGAAGACUCUGGCCAUGCUUGGUUGGGUACGCCGAUUUUGCUCUCAAGCACGCUUUGUGGCCAAGGUGGAUGACGACGUACUCUUCAACCCAUCGGCUCUUCUGCGCUACCUAGACCACAGCCAUCCGCUUCAGAAGACAUCAGACGGCCAGCCGGCAGACCUCUAUCUCGGCCGCGUCCACAUGCGCGUGAGGCCCAACCGGGAUCCUUCCAGUAAGCAUUUCAUGCCUACCCAGGCCUACGCUGGCACGGUGUUCCCAGACUACUGUAGCGGGACGGCCUACGUGCUCUCACGUCCUGCCGUCCUCAAGCUCUGCCUGGCUGCUGCUGCCGCCCCCCUGCCACACCCUCUGCCCCCUGAGGAUGUGUUUGUUGGCCUGAGUGCCCAUGCAGCGGGCCUCGUACCCACACACUGUCCACUCUUCUCAGGGGGGCCAGCUGUGCCCUACGGCCGCUGCUGCUACCAGGCCAUGGUGUCAGUGCACCACGUCAUGCCGUCAGAGAUGGUCCGCUUCUGGGCAGAUGUCCACACUGCCGCCCCCUGCUCUUGGUUGGGCACGCGGGCCUCUCUUGGGGUCUGUAAGGUGCGAGCACUGCUAGGGACCCUGAUAGGGUAACAGGCUGCUGUCUGAGUUGAAGGAGAGCCGACGUUAUGGUGCCCAAUAGAAAGACUGACGUAUGCAAUGUAAAACACAUAAAUAGGAGUACUCACUAUACAUAACAUGCAAUACUGCACAAGAUAAGACAGAAGGCAAAAGCACAAACCAAGCAGUAGCAUUGAAAAUCACUGUUUAUUAUCACAAUUCCUAUUUAUAGCUUAACAUUCAGGAUUUUAAUGUAUAUUACUGCAUUUUCAUUAUAGUUAGGGAUGCACCGAUUUGUGAAAUUCAGGACUGAUACCGAUACAAUUUGUCCGAUAAACAAUAUAUAUUGGUAUUUGUUUUAUUUAUUUGAUUUGUAGUUAAUUAUACCCUUUACUGGCUGGAAACAAACAUAUUCAAAGUAAAGGUGCUUUAAGCGAUGCCACGCGUUUUUUAGACUAAAACAUUUUUUGUCACUUACAGCAAACAUCACCUCACCAUCCGCUAGCUGCCUAUGUCCUGAAUACACUGAAAAAAAACGCAAUCUCUCUGGACAGCCCAAGCUCCAGAAACAGCAACAAAAACAACCUGGGCAAACCUAGCCCAUAAAAAAAAAAAAAAAACUGUUCCAGCAAAUCACAGAUGAGAUGAGCGUUUAGGAGAGUUUCAAUUGCACGGGAGGGAGG
Messenger RNA from Alosa sapidissima (American shad), 2436 nucleotides. It is a transcript of the gene b3galt4, whose product is annotated as UDP-Gal:betaGlcNAc beta 1,3-galactosyltransferase, polypeptide 4. Gene Ontology annotation, cellular component: membrane. The record is from RefSeq and is a predicted model, not a curated record. Gene Ontology annotation, molecular function: N-acetyl-beta-D-glucosaminide beta-(1,3)-galactosyltransferase activity. Bases 668 to 1786 code for a protein of 372 amino acids. Lineage: Eukaryota; Metazoa; Chordata; Actinopteri; Clupeiformes; Clupeidae. The transcript is spliced from 2 exons.